CCUACAAAACUGGAGCCGAGUUUCAGCCAUUAUCACCUCAUGGCGAAGAAGGCAAAAAAGAAAGCCGCGAGCAAGGAAGCAGGGACUGACAAAGCCCAAGAGGAGGCCUCGGCAAAGUCCAAGGCAAAGAAGGAGGCACCGACAGCGAGUCAAAGCGCCUCAGCGCAGAAGCAAAAUGCAGAGGAGGCGUACCGAGCUGCCGCAGUGGUCUUCUUUACACGCCACGAAGAUGGCAGCGUCGACAAGGUCUUGGUGGCCUUGGAGGAGAGAAAAGUCUCCGCUGGCUUUUUGGGGUUGGAAGAAAAGGGCAAGGUGAACAAGCUCCUGGUGGUUUUUCCCAUGGGGAGGAAGGAGAAAAAGGAUAAGAAUGAUGCUGUGGAGACAGCCAAGAGGGAGUACAUUGAGGAGACCUUGGACUUUGGUGCUUUGGCAAGGUUCCUGGAUUUUGCUGACUUCGAGGGUGGCGGCGACGUCACUGCUAAUCGCAUCGCUCCAGGCGCCAAGGUUCCAAUGACAUGGAGCGGCGCUGAUAACAUGGCUCUCUACUUUCCACCCGCCAGUAUGACGGUGCUCUUCUGUGAGGUUCCUCCUGGAGAAGUGCAUGAGCCAGGACAGGAACCCGCAGUCAAGAAGCAACGCCGGGAGGAAGCAGCAGCUGAAUUGGAAGCGCUGCCGAAGCCCAGUCCGUCCUACCAUGUGGGCAAGGUUGGGCACCUGCAGCCCAUCUGGAUAGAUGCUGAGCACCUUAAAGAGGUGGCCAGGUCUAUGGAGAAGGCUCCAAAGUUGAACCUCGACGGCCGCGAGUGCCGUUUCUUUCCGACCAAUGCAAGCCUUUUGCGGAUGCCGGAAGUGCGGACUUGGUUGCGAAUCUCUUGAGAAAAUCAGUACAUCAUCGUACAGUAACAUCACUUCUAAAGGUGUACUUGUCCGAUUCAACCACCAUGGAAUCAUGUGGAUUUACAAGCCAUCCACUUCUGGUUGGUGGUUGAAAAAUCCAUAGAUUUUUCGCCUAAAUUGAUCUUAGUUGGCAAAA
Molecule: messenger RNA, 1033 nt
Organism: Cladocopium goreaui
Lineage: Eukaryota; Dinophyceae; Suessiales; Symbiodiniaceae
Source: the annotation of a GenBank genome assembly